Auxenochlorella protothecoides is the source of this 1851-nucleotide messenger RNA. RefSeq lists its product as hypothetical. The coding region runs from base 1 to 1851 and encodes 616 amino acids. Lineage: Eukaryota; Viridiplantae; Chlorophyta; Trebouxiophyceae; Chlorellales; Chlorellaceae. The record is from RefSeq and is a predicted model, not a curated record. The transcript is spliced from 8 exons.
AUGCCCCAGGCGGGGGACAGCUACGAGGAGAAUGCAGAGCCCAACACCCAGCACCGCAGAGAGGUUCUGACGAGGCGCAUAACCCAGCUGGAGGCCCAGCUUGACGACGCCCUGGCGCUGUCGGCGCGGCAGCGGCUGGAGCUGGAGGCCGCCGAGGCCACCGCGGCCGCGACCUCGCAGCGCCAGGCCGAGCGGCUGGCCGCGCUGGAGCGGGCUGCCACGUCGGCGCGGGAGGACGCCGCGGCAGUGCGCGACCUGGCCCGUCACUCGGGCGACCUCCAGUCCCAGCUGGCGCGUGCGCAGCGCCAGCUGGCGGAGGAGCGCGGCCGCGCCGCACGCGCGGCCGCCUCCCACGACCGCCGCCUGGCCGAGGCGCAGGAGGCUGCUAGGCAGAGCCUGGUGCAGGCGCGGGAGGAGGCGGGGCUCGAGGCCGCCGAGCUGCGCGCGGCGGCGGACGCAGCGCGGACGACCGCGGAGGAAAGCGCGGCGCGAGCCGCCGUGGCCGAGGUGCGGAUCGGUAAACUGGAGGCCGCUGCUGCGAGGCGCGAGGCGGAGCUGGACGCGGCCGCCGCCGACGUGGCGGCCUGCCGGUCCCAGCUCGCCCAGAGCCAGGAGGCCCUGGCGGCGGCGCGCGGCGAGCUGGUGGGCGCCCGGGCCGAGACCGCCGCAGGGAUGGCGGAGCGCGAGGCGGCGACGCGCGAGGUGGCAGACGCCCGGCAGGCGCAGCGCGACGCCGAGGCCGCCGUGGCGGAGGCCGGCCGCCGGCUGGCCGUGGCUGAGGAGGCGGUGGCGACCAAGGAGGCCCGCCUGCGGGAGAUGCGGCGCGCCAUGGCCGAAGCCCUGGACGAGCGGCGCGACGCAGCGGCCGCGGCGGAGAAGGAAAGGGCGGAGCGGCGGGAGAUCGAGCGCCAGCACUGCACGCAGGCCGCCGGCCUGGUCGGCGCCAUGCUGGCCGGCCUGCGCUUGAGCGCCGGCCUCCUGACCGCCGGCGACGCCGCAGCGGGCAGCACAGGGGAUCGCGCAGCAAGCGCGGAGGAGGACAUCACGAGCGGCAGUGCCGAGGCCGCCUUCCUGGCAGGGCUGCAGCAAGCCGCCGAGGUGCUGGCCCGCCCGGGCGCCGCCGAGGACGAGGGGCUCGGGCCCAUGCAGUGCCUGACUGGCACGCUGAGCCUGUUGUGCGACGCCGUGUCCCACUACGCCUCGGUCUGGAGGGACUGGGUGCAGGCCCAGGCCAUGCUGCGAGACAUCCACACCAAAGUGGAGGCGGCGGCAGCUGUAGUGUCGACGCCCGCCCUUUCAGUGCCGUCGCCGGGGUCUAGUCCAGGUGGGCCUGGGCUCCGGCGCGAGGGGGCGCCGGUCACACUCGUGCGCCAGCUGAGGCGGCUGGCGUCCUCGGUGCUGCGCGCGCUGGAGUUGCUGCAGGCCGAGCGGGAGGGCGCCCGCUCCGCCCUGCUCAGCUCCGCCGACCAGCGAGACGAGCUCCUGGACAAGAUUCGGCAGCUGGAGCAGUCCCUCGUCACAGAUCAGCCUGAGCCUGGCCAGCGGCCAGGGUCGAAUUAUGCUCAGGCUGAGCUGGAGGCGGCCAGGGACCAGGUCCUGGCGCUGGAGCAGGAAAAUGCUGAGCUGGAGGGCCGCUGCGCUGGGCUGGAGGGCAGACUGAGGGAGGAGAGGGCCAAGGCCACCAGCGACUGGGCAGUGGUGCGACGGGACAUUGCAGAGCUGGUAUCCGCUGUCGAGGCCGCCCAGCUGGACGCGCAGCGCGCGGUGCAGAGCGCUCGGCGCGAGUCCCAGCGCGCCACGUCGGCGUCCCUCCUCACCACCCCUUCCCCCCUGCGCUCCUUCAAUGCGUGA